GCUUCUCCACACCCUGGACCACGGGUGCACAGCGUGCCCGUGGCCUCCGCGUGGCACUUCCCACGGCACCCAAGGUGGCGCAACCUUGGGGGCCCGUGGAGACGACCUGGCACGAGUAUGCAUCAGCGGAUAGCAACCAAGUUGGGGAUGGGUUGCUGCUGGCGGAGCAGCGCCAGAGACUCCGAGAGCUUCUGGAGCAGGAGGUAGACAAGCUUGACGGCCACAGUGAGCGGGUCUUCCUGGGAGGUCUUUCGCAAGGUUGCACCGCAGCCCUGGACAUCUACCUACAAGAGGCCUGCCACCUUCGUUUGGGUGGAUUCGUCGGAAGUGUAGGUUUUCUUCCGAGCGAUGAGCUCGGCUUCCCCGGGGCGAACGAGGCAGUGGAAGCCCUCCUGGCCGACAAGGACCAAGCUGCACGGCCGGUUGUCCUCCAAAGUGCUGAG
Messenger RNA from Symbiodinium sp. CCMP2456, 443 nucleotides. NCBI's taxonomy places the organism in Eukaryota, Dinophyceae, Suessiales, Symbiodiniaceae. The record is from the annotation of a GenBank genome assembly.